AGGCUCUAGCGGGGGGGGCCUCCGGGGCUGGAAACAAGACACCGAGCAGAACAACAGCGCCGCAGAGUCCACAUCCCACAGGGAACAGAUGGUAGCCUGGGAGAUCCCUGCUGCAGCGUGGACCUGUGGGCAUUUCAUUAAGCCGAGCUCUGUGGUAGAAAGCGAGGGGGACCGAAGAAUAAAGAGCGACCGACUUCACAGCUCCACCGAGAUGAAGCAGAAGGAGGACCUGAACCCCGUGCUGGUGCUCCUCUUCCACCUCGCGGUGUGGAUCUACACCUCCGUCACCUUCCUGCCCUCCUACAUCCUCAGCCGCGUCCCCGGACCGGACGGCGGGCGCCACGGCUCCGAGGAAGAGCGGGCCAAGACGCCGAAGGCCCGAUCGGCGCCGGGUCGCCCCGAGGGCCCCUACCGAGCGGUGAGCGCCGCCCGGAGGCUGGCGACCUCGCUGCACCCGGGCGUGGACACCCUGGACAAGAUGUUCGAGUAUGCGACCACGAGGUUCCCUCACAGGGACUGUCUGGGGACGAGGGAGGUGGUCAGCGAGGAGGACGAGUGCCAGGGCAACGGGAAGCUGUUCAAGAAGGUGGUUCUGGGGGAGUACCGCUGGCUCUCCUACGAGGAAAUCCACACAGCCGCGUCCCAGCUGGGCGGCGGCCUGGCGGCGCUCGGCCAGCGGCCCAAAAGCAACGUGGCCAUCUUCUGCGAGACGCGGGCCGAGUGGAUCGUCGCCGCGCAGGCGUGCUUCAUGUACAACUUCCCCUUGGUCACUCUUUAUUCCACCCUGGGAGGUCCGGCCAUCGCUCACGGGCUGAAUGAGACUCAGGUCACGCACAUCAUCACCAGCAGAGAGCUCCUGGAGACCAGACUGAAGCCCAUCCUAUUUGAAGUCCCGAGGCUGCAGCACAUCAUUGUAGUGGACAGCACGCCGACCUCGUGGCCCGGCUACCCCCGCGGCAUCAGCGUCCACAACAUGGCGGCUGUUCAGAAGCUGGGAGCCAGGCCGCAGAACGCUCGUGAGCGCGAGGCGCCGCUGCCCUCGGACAUCGCGGUCAUCAUGUACACCAGCGGAUCCACGGGCGUACCGAAGGGCGUCAUGAUCUCCCAUAGCAACGUCAUCGCCGGCAUCACGGGCAUGGCCGAGAGGAUACCCAACCUGAGCGAGGAGGACACGUACAUCGGAUACCUGCCUCUCGCCCACGUGCUGGAGCUCAGUGCCGAGCUGGUGUGCGUUGCUCACGGCUGCAGGAUCGGCUACUCCUCACCUCAGACUCUGGCCGACCAGUCGACCAAGAUCAAGAGAGGAAGCAAGGGAGACACCAGCGCCCUGCGGCCCACCCUGAUGGCAGCCGUCCCGGAGAUAAUGGACCGCAUCUACAAGAACGUGAUGGCCAAGGUGGAGGAGAUGAGCCGCGUCCAGAGAACGCUCUUCACUCUGGCGUACAACUACAAGCUGGAGCAGCUGGCCAAAGGAAACAGCACCCCGCUGUGCGACAGGCUGGUGUUCGCCAAAGUGCGCUCCCUGCUGGGGGGUCGGACGCGGGUGCUGCUGUCGGGCGGCGCGCCGCUCUCCGCCGCCACGCAGCGCUUCAUGAACGUGUGUUUCUGCUGCCCGGUGGGUCAGGGCUACGGCCUGACGGAGACCUGCGGAGCCGGGACCAUCAGCGAACUGUGGGAUUACAGCACUGGGCGAGUCGGCGGGCCGCUGGUUUGCUGCGAGAUCAAACUCAAAGACUGGGUGGAAGGCGGUUACCGUAAAACCGACAGGCCACAUCCCAGAGGAGAGAUCCUGAUUGGCGGGCCCAACGUCACCAUGGGAUACUACAAGAACGAGGCGAAAAACCAAGAAGACUUCUUCGUCGACGAGAACGGCCAGAGAUGGUUCUGCACCGGAGACAUCGGAGAGUUUCACCACGACGGCUGCCUCAAGAUCAUCGAUAGGAAGAAAGACCUGGUGAAGCUGCAGGCGGGAGAGUACGUCUCUCUGGGGAAGGUGGAGGCCAUGUUGAAGAACUGCCCUCUGGUCGACAACAUCUGUGCCUACGCCAACAGCAAUGAGGCCUACGUGAUCGGCUUCGUGGUGCCCAAUCAGAAGCAGCUGUCGGCCCUGGCCGAGCAGUACGGCAUCCGGGGCUCCGGCGAGGAGCUGUGCGGCAGCGAAGCCGUGGAGGAGCUGGUCCUCAAGGCCAUCACGGAGGCCGCUCUAGCAGCCCAGCUGGAGCGCUUCGAGGUCCCUCGCAAGAUCUGCCUGAGCGCGGAGCCGUGGACCCCCGAGACGGGCCUGGUCACCGACGCCUUCAAGCUCAAGCGCAAGGAGCUGAAGACGCGCUACCGGGACGACAUCGAGAGGAUGUACGGCGGGAAGUGAACAAAGCACAGACCAGCACUCCGAUCUAUCCCCGCUGCCCUCUCACUGCCCCCCCCCCCCGCCCCCCCUCCUUGCCCCGCGAACACAAGAGACCUGAAUCUGUGAUGAAUCCCAAGAAAAACACUUCUUCCCCCCGCCCCUCCCUCCUUUUUUUCCAUUAGCCCAGGUGUACGACCUCGUUGCGGGGGAUUCUUUAUUGUUCCAGAUGUGAGUUAUGAAACAGCUGGUGUUGUCUGUUGAACUCCUUCUGGGGGCCAAAGCGAGACGCUCCGCUCGACGGACACGUUGCUUGGCGCCGAUGUGACAUUCGAUCGGUUAAAUCUCUCCUCCGAGUUCAUCUGCUUCUUUUAACACGAAGGUUUUCCUUCUUUCCUGCAGGUCGGGAGACGGGUCAAGUCCUUUUUUUUUUUUUUUGGUUUCUUCUAUUUGUCCACAUUGUUUUGAGUACUUGUCUCCCACCCGCAGUGGGGACUUUGACUCUCACGGCCGUGGGACGCCUCUCCCGUCGGCACCAAAAAGCACAAAGAGUCAUAAGAGCCGCUUUGGUGAAGAAAACACUGCCGAGGUCAAGAGUCAUCAACAUUAAGGUCGUGACAAAUGGACCCUAAUAUUCUUAUUCAAAAAGAAAAGAAACAAAGAUGCUCUUGCUGUUUGGUCUAUUGCAUUUUCCUACGGUGAUAUACUUUUUAAUGUGCAGAAGUCACAUGCACUUGGUUGUUUUUACAGUCCAAAUGACUGUGUAAUCAAUGUCACGUUUGAUAAAUCCCAGUGCAACGCAAAAAUGGAUCAUUCACCACCAAAUAAGGCCAUUGAUUACAGAGAAAUCAAGCGGGUUUGGAACAAAGAGGCGCACUGUGACGAGGUUGGGUUUUUUCUGUGUGUGUGUGUGUGUGUGUGUGUGCGGGUGACGUGCACACCUCACGCGUGACACCUGCUGCCUUCUCUCGUGAUUCUGAGUCACGCCUCUACGAUUCCUUUCCAGCCUGUCACGGAACACACACACACACACGUGUGUUACGCAGGAGAAACACGUGUUCAGCCUCUUUUAUGACUGCAGCUUCAGUGACCGGUUUUAUUUUUGUGAGCUCUACUCCUGCCUCGUAACAGAAGUGUAUCCAACUAUUUAUUUGUAAUUUGCUAUUUGAAAAAUGACCCCAAAUGAAGUAAAUAAAGAUUGUGUUCGGUCUACAUGCAGGAGUGUUUUUAUUGUUGUGCAUAAAUGUAACGUAACCAAGUGGACUUAAUUGAAUCUGGGUGUGGAAUUGGUGCCUAAAUGACUAAAAAGAUUCUCAUGUGAUGACAUUUGUUUAUUCAUUCAGUGGCAAUUACUCACAAGUGACAUCAAUGCUCGUCAUGUAUAUUAUUAAAGGUAUAUGGAGACGUGAA
Messenger RNA from Pungitius pungitius (ninespine stickleback), 3754 nucleotides. It is a transcript of the gene acsl3a, whose product is annotated as acyl-CoA synthetase long chain family member 3a. Lineage: Eukaryota; Metazoa; Chordata; Actinopteri; Perciformes; Gasterosteidae. The transcript has 15 exons. Gene Ontology annotation, molecular function: long-chain fatty acid-CoA ligase activity. Gene Ontology annotation, cellular component: plasma membrane; endoplasmic reticulum; lipid droplet. The record is from RefSeq and is a predicted model, not a curated record. Gene Ontology annotation, biological process: long-chain fatty-acyl-CoA metabolic process; neuron differentiation; long-chain fatty acid metabolic process. The coding region runs from base 89 to 2368 and encodes 759 amino acids.